AUGGAUUGCUAUGCAAAUGUAUCCUUUAAUCAACCGAUGCUUAGUUCAUGUGCAGUAUGGAGUAGUAAUGAUAUUUUUAUUAAUACUUACGAUACUAUCUGUUUUGCGGAUACAUUGAACAAUCGUAUUCUUACCUGCACGAGUUCUAUUACUGGACUGGGUAUAGGUGGAAGUUGUUAUGGAUUAUUUGUUGAUAUUAACGGUGCAUUGUAUUGUUCUUCAAGAUCAGACAAUAUCGUCGUUAAGAUAUCACUGACCAAUACUGUAGUCGGGUAUACCAUUACUGCGGGAGAUAGUGGAACUGGACAGCGCACGAAUGAACUUGAUAGUCUACAAGGAAUAUUCGUUGAUGAAUCUUUCCUUUUAUACGUAGCAGAUUCAAACAAUGAUCGAGUUCAGAUGCUGCAACCAGGAAACACAUCGGGCACGACUAUACUGACAGGAGCAAUCAUACUUGAUACACCAACGGAUGUUACCCUUGAUGGUCAAGAUCAUCUGUAUGUUGUAGAUUCCAGAAAAGAUCGUAUUAUUGCUGGAGAAUCAUCGAACUUUCGCUGUGUUGUCGGAUGUAGUUCUGGUACAUCAACAUCGAAUGACCAGUUGAAUAGACCGCAAGCAUUUAGCUUUGAUAGCCAUGGAAAUAUUUUCGUUACCGAUAGAAAUAAUGGUCGAACACAAAUUUUUUACUUGCUAACAAAUGUUUGUGCGAAUAAUUCCACAUCGUCUACACCGACAACCAUCCUAACUACAACCUUACUUCCAACUGUGACGAAAACAGCUCGUUAG
Molecule: messenger RNA, 786 nt
Organism: Adineta ricciae
Lineage: Eukaryota; Metazoa; Rotifera; Eurotatoria; Adinetida; Adinetidae
Source: the annotation of a GenBank genome assembly